Lathyrus sativus (Indian pea) is the source of this 1620-nucleotide messenger RNA. NCBI's taxonomy places the organism in Eukaryota, Viridiplantae, Streptophyta, Magnoliopsida, Fabales, Fabaceae. The record is from the annotation of a GenBank genome assembly.
AUGGAGUACUCAAUGAGACUAAGUUCUCUCUCAUUAUUGUUAGCAGUGUUUCUUCUUGUGACAAAUUCAAAUGGAGAAGAUCCUUAUAGAUUCUAUACUUGGAAUGUUACCUAUGGAGAUAUCUAUCCUCUUGGAGUUAAACAACAGGGUAUAUUGAUUAAUGGGCAGUUUCCUGGACCACAGAUUGAAGCUGUCACUAAUGAUAACUUGAUUAUCAGUGUUUUCAAUAGCUUGGAUCAACCUUUUCUUUUUUCUUGGAAUGGAGUAGAGCAGAGAAGAAAUUCAUGGCAAGAUGGAGUAUAUGGAACAAACUGUCCUAUUCCACCAGGGAAGAACUUCACUUAUGUUCUUCAAGUAAAAGAUCAGAUUGGUAGCUUCUUUUACUUUCCCUCCCUUGAAUUUCACAAGGCUGCAGGUGGUUAUGGUGGCAUCAAAAUUAACAGCCGUCCUAUGAUUCCGGUACCGUUUCCUCCUCCAUCAAAUGAUUUCACCGUGUUAGCCGGAGAUUGGUACAACAGAAAUCAUACCGAUCUGAAAGCCGUUCUCGACAAUGGAACUGACCUUCCUUUUCCUGAUGGACUUAUCAUCAAUGGUCAUGGUUCUAAUGCUUUCACAUUCAAUGUUGAUCAAGGCAAGACUUACAGAUUCCGCAUAUCAAAUGUCGGCCUCACAACUUCCAUCAAUUUCAGAAUUCAAGGCCAUAAGAUGAAACUAGUUGAAGUGGAAGGAAUCCACACACUACAAAACACUUAUGAUUCUCUUGACAUUCAUUUGGGACAGAGUUACUCGGUAUUGGUUACUACUGAUCAACCGCCACAAGACUAUUAUAUCGCUGUCUCUUCGCGGUUUACCUCUCAAGUUUUGACAGCUACCUCCAUACUUCAUUACAGUAACUCGGCGAAAACUGUUUCUGGUCCUCCCCCAGGAGGCCUCACUGUUCAAAUCGAUUGGUCUCUCGAGCAAGCUCGCUCCCUCAGGAGGAAUCUUACGGCUAGUGGACCGAGACCUAAUCCACAAGGAUCUUACCAUUAUGGUUUAAUAAACACGACGCGUACAAUUAGACUUCAAAACUCUGCACCAAUUAUCAACGGCAAGCAACGAUACGCUGUUAAUAGUGUUUCCUUCAUCAACCCCGAUACACCACUUAAACUAGCUGAUUAUUUCAAUAUCCAAGGAGUUUUCAGCCUUGGAAGUAUUUCGGACAGUCCUACGGGCGGUGGUGGCUACCUCCAGACUUCUGUCAUGGCUGCUGAUUUUCGAGGCUACGUCGAAAUCGUGUUUGAAAAUCCCGAAGACACUAUGCAGUCUUGGCACAUUGAUGGUCAUCACUUCUUUGUUGUAGGAAUGGAUGGAGGACAAUGGUCAGCUUCAAGCAGAUCAAAUUACAAUUUAGGAGACACAAUUUCUCGUUGCACAGUUCAGGUAUAUCCUAAGUCAUGGAGUGCAGUGUACAUGCCUUUGGACAAUGUGGGAAUGUGGAAUGUGAGAUCAGAGAAUUGGGCUCGUCAGUACUUAGGACAACAGUUUUAUCUUCGUGUGUAUUCUCCGGCAAAUUCGUGGAGAGAUGAGUAUCCAAUACCAAGUAAUGCUUUGCGGUGUGGCCGAGCUAUAGGUCAUUAA